Molecule: messenger RNA, 702 nt
Organism: Talaromyces rugulosus
Lineage: Eukaryota; Fungi; Ascomycota; Eurotiomycetes; Eurotiales; Trichocomaceae
Exons: 2
Coding region: 1-702 (233 amino acids)
Biological process (GO): translational initiation
Cellular component (GO): eukaryotic translation initiation factor 4F complex
Molecular function (GO): RNA 7-methylguanosine cap binding; translation initiation factor activity
Source: RefSeq, a predicted model, not a curated record
AUGCCAGAGCCGAUUAUUCAAAUAAGUAGUCCAGAGGACUAUCCCACACCAAACCGUGCUCCACCACCAACUCGGAAAACGCUCCAUCAAAACAUCCUAGGCAAAUUACGCCCUUUGCCGCUUCAAUAUCACUGGACAUUCUGGUUUGACAAACACUCCGAGCCGGUACCCAGCUCAAGCCCCGAAGAAGAAUAUGGCUCGCGGUUGACUGUUCUGUACGAAGACGUCGCCGACAUUGCCACAUUCUACAGAGUAUACAACAACUACCCUUGGGACAAGAUCCGGCCGCGUGACACAGUCCAUAUCUUCCGUAAAGGCAUAAAGCCGGUGUGGGAGGAUCCUGAUAACUUGAACGGCGGCUGCUGGACUUUUCGUGUACCCAAGGCCAAUAGUCAGCCGUUCUUUCAUGAGCUUGCUAUCUUGGUCAUGGCGAGUGAACUUCAAGCGGCCAUAGAAGGCGAACACGACCAUGUCCUCGGCGUAAGCACAUCUACCCGAUACAAUAACAAUUUGAUCUCGGUAUGGAACAAGCACGGAUCCAAUGAGAAGUCAAUCAAGAUCCUCGAAAAUACCAUACUCAACCGGUUAUCUCCAGAACUACGACCCAUACCAAAUUCGAAUUCAUAUUUCUACAAGAGACACGCGGAUCGUGAGGGUUACCAAGGAGCUAUCAAGCAAGCGCCCCCAGAUAGUAAAAAAUGA